Molecule: messenger RNA, 776 nt
Organism: Asparagus officinalis (garden asparagus)
Lineage: Eukaryota; Viridiplantae; Streptophyta; Magnoliopsida; Asparagales; Asparagaceae
Exons: 5
Coding region: 1-723 (240 amino acids)
Source: RefSeq, a predicted model, not a curated record
AUGGAUGUAAGAUAUUGGUGGGUGCGAAGAAGUCAAGGUAGUGGGUUGCUGGAGGAGAAGGAAAGGGAAGAAGAAAGAAAUGAGAGGAAGAGGGAAAUGACAGAAGAAAGAGAUGAGAGUGAAAUGCCUUUGUCUGGCCCUCCACUCCUCCGCCCUCUACACCCUCUCCUCCCCCUUCUCCGGCGACCUCACCCUCUCCUCACCCUUCUCCUCGACCUCACCCUCUCCUCUCCUCUUCUACCUCCUUCGUCUCUGCACUGUCGCUCUCAUCAUCACCAUAACCGCCCAUUUAUCAAAUUGAACCAAUUCCGAUCAGAAUUAGGGAGGAAUCAGCUGACCCAUAAGAGGAAUAAGGGUCUAAUUGGCAGAGCAUCGACGCUCGAGGAAUCCCCAGCUUUCGAUCCACUGACAAGUACUCAGGGCCCUGAUCCUGAGCUCGUUGCAGCGCUGAAGCUCAAGUUGCUUGAAAGUUUCUUGAAUUUUUUUCCAGCUGGAUGGCAUGCAAUGUGUUUGAACUACAUGGAGAAAAUAAAGUCUUCCAUGUAUUACCCUUCUCACUACUUUGAUGCGGAUCAGGAGAUCCAUUCAACAAAGCCAGCUGGUGGCAACUACACCACUCGUAGUGUUAAAGUCAAAGGAGUUAUCCAAUGCUUCAGUGUGAAUCCUGAAUCUAACCAUCUCGGAACGGAUAAAGGAGUUGAAGAAGCUUCUGCAGUGUCAUAGUCAUUAUAAAUAAUUUAUGUAAAAGUUUGUAAACAAUUUAUGUAUCUCUACUA